Meloidogyne enterolobii is the source of this 612-nucleotide messenger RNA. NCBI's taxonomy places the organism in Eukaryota, Metazoa, Nematoda, Chromadorea, Rhabditida, Meloidogynidae. The record is from the annotation of a GenBank genome assembly.
AUGCUCUCGUCAACGAGGUGUUUGCUGCCCUACAAAAAGUUUCUUGACAAAAUUUUCAAAAAUAAUUUCUCUUCAGAAUUUUUGUGUUCGCUCCCCGACGAUUCCGGCACUUUUGCUGAAGGGGUUCCAGACAAGCCCAGAUUCGCCUGGAGUUCUCAAGUUAAUUCUUGUUGGCGUUUUUCUUAUUAUGGUGCUAAGGGGAAUUACAAUAACUUCCCUAAUUUUCAAGAAUGCGUGAAUUUUUGUGGAAAUGAAAAAUAAAUUUGAUGAUGGGAUCAAAUGUCACUCUUAAAAAAAUUUUUUUAAUUCGAUGCAAUCUUUUUAAUUUUUUAUUUUUAAAAAUUUUGUCAAAAAUAAAGUGUCAUUUUAAUUAUUAUUUGGAAGAUCAGUUGACUUAAAAGCCCUUCUUUCUAUUUUUAUUACCCCCUAAAGGCUUCCAGCUACUUCCACUACUACCAGCUACCUACCAGCUACACUGGCAAUCGAUAAAAGCUUUUUCUAAGCGUUUUCUUUUCUUUCUUGUUCGUGGCCAAAGCUUUCAGUAUAAUUUUAUGGCAUUCGCCUCCGCGCUAGAGUAAUAUAUCCUUCAUUUUUUACUUAUCCCUUACCAUG